Molecule: messenger RNA, 1116 nt
Organism: Pieris macdunnoughi
Lineage: Eukaryota; Metazoa; Arthropoda; Insecta; Lepidoptera; Pieridae
Source: the annotation of a GenBank genome assembly
AUGGCAUUUACACUAUGGUCAUGGGGUGCAAAUUCUCACGGCCAACUCGGUCUAAAUAUAAUAAGCGAACAAGUAAACGCACCUACUAAGAUCACCAAAGACUUUUGGUCCAAGACGAAACAAGUUGCAUGUGGAGGUGGACACACAUUACUGUUAGAUGAUGAAGGAAAGCUUUUUGCUUGUGGCUGGAAUGUUAAAAAACAGUUAGGCUUGGUAGAUGAAGCUAUUUACUUUGAAAGGGUUUGGUGUCUAAGUGGUAUUAAUUUUACAAAUAUCUCCUGUGGUUGGGACUUUAGUUGUGGUGUUACCGAUGAAAAAUAUUUAUUUGUGUGGGGUUCUAAUAGCCAUGGUCAAUUAGGGCUACCUAAAGAACACUUUUCAGAUGCUGUUAAACCAGUGAGGUUACAAGUCAAUGCUUGUUCAGUAUCUAUGGGCUUGCGACAUACAGCUAUUAUUAAUUCAAAAGGUGAAGUUUGGACCACAGGAUGUGGAAAACAUGGUCAACUUGGUCUGGGUCCACAUAUUUUAAUAUCAGACAGAUUUCAGAAGGUUCCAUUGACAAGCAUGGUGACACAUAUAGUUUGUGGACAAAACCAUACAUUAGCAUGGAGUUCAGAUGAAAAGGCUUUAUAUGUUUGGGGGGAUAAUAAACAUAGUCAGCUUUUAUUGGCAUCUGAGAAAUAUAAAAAAGUUUAUAAGCCACAAAAGAUUGAUAUUGAUGUUAAAAAAAAGGUGAAAAGACUUCUCAGUGGUUGGACUAAUGCUUUACUGUGGUUGGAGGAUGGUCAACUUCUUGCUUGGGGCAGAAAUAACUAUGGACAACUUGCAACAAAUGAGCCAUUUGAAGGAAAAAUUAUUCAUAUCAAAUUACCAGAAGAAAGGCAAGUCAAAGAUGUUGUAUUGGGCUCAGAACAUACAGUUUGUUUAGCAACUGAUAAUACAUUAUGGGCAUGGGGCUGGAAUGAGCAUGCUAAUACUGGGACUGCAUCUGGAGACUAUGUAUUCACUCCAAGUCUUAUAACAUUUGAUCAAGAUUUACAUAGUCAAAUUACACAAAUAUAUGCUGGAAGUGCACACAAUUUUGUAGUUACAGAAAAAGAAAGCAAUGAAUUAUAG